Cercospora beticola is the source of this 1175-nucleotide messenger RNA. RefSeq lists its product as uncharacterized. Lineage: Eukaryota; Fungi; Ascomycota; Dothideomycetes; Mycosphaerellales; Mycosphaerellaceae. The record is from RefSeq and is a predicted model, not a curated record.
UAGCAUGUCGCAAAACAGAAGAUCGCGGCAGGUAUUUUGAGAAGAAGCAGAGACAUGGGAAACAACAGAACCACAUAUAACAAGAUUCGCACCCUGGUUACAAUUCAAUUCCUUCCAAGCCAGAAAUCCAGACAUCUAUCCAUCUCUCAGGAUCAGCAAGCUACACAGUCUACACAUCUUCCAAGACAAACCAACCACCACAACCAAAGCCAAUCAAAAUGCUCUUCUCAACCUCCCUCCUCGCCGCCUCCCUCACGGCCCUCGCCUCCAGCGCCGCCGUCCCACCAACCGACGCCCUCGACCCAGCCUUCUCCCUCCGCUGCCUCGACAAACCCAACCUCGACUGCAACGCGCCCACCCCAACCCCCCUCAGCCAACCCCUCCCGGGAACCUUCAACAUCACAAACUUCAUCUUCGGCUGCACAUCCGGCUGCUACUGGUACCUCGACGUCUCCGUCGAGAUCAACCCCGGAAACGUCUCAACCCCCGAACACCCCGGCUUCACAACUCCCGUCCACAUCCAAGGCGGUUUGGACGAGAACAAGGACUACGUCGUCAACGCCACUGCAGGCGAGAACCAAUAUGUCGGAGCGUACAUUGGAAAGGAGAGUGGAGUUUUGCAGUUGGAGUAUGUGGUUAAUGUUCCGGAUCAGUGGAACCCUAACGGCGGUGCUACCUACAACUACACUGCCGCUGUUCAGGUGUACGCUGCUACAAGCAACCAGGCCGAUCUGCAGGAGCCAAAUUUCCGUGUUGCGGAGCAGCAGGCUACUGGUAUUGCUUAGAUGACUGUGUUCAAUCAGCAAGUAUAGGAGCAAUCGGUACAGCAACAGACAGCAUUGGAGGAAACCAGCCACAAACAGAAUCGAGAAAUGGCACAGCAGUCUCUCAAUCAAUCUUCAAAUCUCUUCCUCUCCAUAAAUCCUCCCUCGCUACCUGUCUACUCCACAGCUCUGCUCCUCUCUGUACAUCCUCUUAAAGGAAUUCCUUGAUAUGUGUAGCAAGCUUCCCCUCGAAUCAGCUCUCCCAGCGAUUCGAUCCGAUCCUAUCGGUGAAACAUACAAUUGUGCACACGCAAAGACCUCUUCCCUUCAGAUCCCAACUCUCUGAGGGUUGGUCCAGCUGAUAUUUUCCCAUCUUCCUCUACCCCAAAGUUGAUGACAUACUAAGUGAGA